Messenger RNA from Homalodisca vitripennis (glassy-winged sharpshooter), 591 nucleotides. RefSeq names its product DNA-directed RNA polymerase III subunit RPC3-like. Gene Ontology annotation, molecular function: single-stranded DNA binding. The transcript is spliced from 4 exons. The record is from RefSeq and is a predicted model, not a curated record. The annotation marks the transcript as partial. Gene Ontology annotation, cellular component: RNA polymerase III complex. NCBI's taxonomy places the organism in Eukaryota, Metazoa, Arthropoda, Insecta, Hemiptera, Cicadellidae.
GCGCCUCAUGUAUCUGCGCACAGACGCCUGGGCUCCGCAGUCCAACGCUGUUCCUUUAGUAGAGCUGCGAGAUGCCCUGACCAAGCUCUCCGGCAAUGCUUACCUUGCCCAAUAUUUUGACCAAUACCUGAAGAUCAUCGAGGAGUCAACUGGGUUUGUAACCAGGCUUGAGAGCAGUAGUCGGAUGAUACAGAUAAACAUGAUCAAAGCCAUUCACAUUCUUACUUGUAAUGCAAUAGACAAAACCAUACGUCCUAUUGUUGCUACUGUUACAGAGGAGUCAACUGGUGGGAUGAUAGAGGUGAACAUGACCAAAGCUAUUCACAUCCUGACUUGUAAUGCCAUAGACAACAUUGUCGACCAGAGAUUUGGAGCUAAAGCAGCUCGCAUCUUUAGGCUGGUGAGAGCAAAGAAGUACAUGGAGCAGGACCAGAUUCAACAGUUAGCCAUGAUUCCAGACAAGGAGGCCAAACAUCUGACCUAUAAGUUGCUGCAGGAGAACUUCCUACAGAUGCAGGAGCUGAGAAAGCCCACAGUCAGCUCGGGUCCCAAUAAGACCUACUUUCUAUUCCCAUGUUUGACCUUAAUCAG